Messenger RNA from Notodromas monacha, 650 nucleotides. The record is from the annotation of a GenBank genome assembly. NCBI's taxonomy places the organism in Eukaryota, Metazoa, Arthropoda, Ostracoda, Podocopida, Cyprididae.
UAUUUCUCCGUUGCAGGUGAUGCCGAGAAGCAUUCGAAGUUGAAUGACUCACGCAUCUUUUCCAUGAUUGCGGAACAGGAUUUAGACCUUGGCUCAGGCAUAGCAGCUAUCGUUCGGGAUGGAAGGUGUGCCGCGAUAGAGGUGUGCGUCGCGUGAAGUGAAGUAAAGGAAUACCCGUGUUGACUUCGGAUCACUGUGUGUUUGCGGGUCAGAGCCGAGCGUCUGUAUUCUCUUUCACAACCCGCUAUUGGUGGUGGUCGAGGUGGCGUCGACGGUGAUACGCAAGUGUGCAAACGUACGCUCUGAACUUCUCACGCUCAUUUAUGGCUACGACGAAAGGAACGGAUCUCCUCAACAGUAGGAGAACGGCGUUGCAGAGCAAAAGGGAAAUGUUUUUCAAAAACGAGACCUUUUCGCAUUCUUCGUCGAACAGUGUGAGCCAUUCUACGUCCGCGCAAUCGUCCGCCAGUAUGAGCACCGUCCCUGUUUCAAAUCACCGCAACAGAGAAAACGGUGCACCUGGGAAACCGGGUCAAGCCGAUAAUAUCGAAAUCCAUACCGCGGGGGAAAUCAGGCUAAAAAUUGGCACUCGACUGAGAAGUUCGCACACACAGGGCGAGGAAAAGAGAUUAAGAAGUAAAGGGAAAUAA